Messenger RNA from Empidonax traillii (willow flycatcher), 321 nucleotides. RefSeq names its product claw keratin-like. Gene Ontology annotation, molecular function: structural constituent of cytoskeleton. The transcript has a single exon. Gene Ontology annotation, cellular component: intermediate filament. Bases 1 to 321 code for a protein of 106 amino acids. NCBI's taxonomy places the organism in Eukaryota, Metazoa, Chordata, Aves, Passeriformes, Tyrannidae. The record is from RefSeq and is a predicted model, not a curated record.
AUGCACACCCAGAGCCCCUGCACCGACGGCUCCGCCUCGCCCUGCGGGGUGGCCGCGCCCCAACCCGUCGCCGACAGCUGCAACGAGCCCUGCGUGCGCCAGUGCCCCGACUCCACCGUGGUCAUCUACCCCCCGCCCGUGGUCGUCACCUUCCCUGGGCCCAUCCUCAGCACCUUCCCCCAGCAGAGCGUGGUGGGCUCUGCGGGAGCCCCCGAGGUCGGCGCCGGUUUUGGGGCCGCCCGCACCCCCGGAGCUUCCCACGUCUACGGCGGCGCCCGGUGGGGUCGGGGGUACCCCGUGGGGACCUGCAGGCCCUGCUAA